AGUCUCGUCGUCUCGUAGUGCAGGCGUGCAGGCUUGGAGUGAAAAUGUCACAUAUUUUAGUCCGAUGGCUGUCGGAGGAGAAAUGGGAUGUGUACCCUACACGUGUCCUUGUGGACACAGAGCUAGGGCUACGUCUGAUGGCGGAGCCCAGCGCCAUCAAGGACCUGCGGGGUUCUGUUGUCUUGGUGAGAUGGAGCGCGGAAGAGCCGCCUGCAGAGGCGAUGUUGAUCGAAGCAGGGCAGCACAGUUCUCUUGAAAAAAAGAGGACUCGGCUUGCUGACCAGGCCGACACUGCAUCGUCCCAGCGGACGCCUAUGGAGGAGCUCCAGGCAGACAACGCUGCCCUCAAGAAGGGAAACUCAACCCUCGAGGAGGAAAAUGCUGCCCUCCGGGUGGAAAACGAGAGACUUCAGCUUGCUGUCCGAGAGCUUGAAGCAGUGAUUGAUGCCACGGGGAUGGUAAAGCGGCUUCAUCGCAUGCUACGGGCACAAGAAGCCGACCAGGUGCGGCAAGCUGGUCAGGCAGCUGCAGCAGCUCUAAUACCGGCAGCCAUGACCGACAUCGGAUGUGGUGUACUGGUGGAGUCGUCGACGCUACAAGUGCUCCGCAAGGCCGCCAAGUCUUCUGGCUGUAAAUUCGCUCGAAGCCUUGUAAAGGUACUUUUUCCAAAUGACUCAUGGAAGGAAAAGUCCCUCCAUGGGCGUAGAAGUAAUGCGCACAAGGACAUUGAUGCAAAAGAAGCCCUGGACCCGACCAUCGUAAAGGCCAUACUAGCAGUGGCUGCUCUGCCUUGGCUGUCAGAGGUCCACCAAUUCUGUAUGAACCAGGACUCGCCCUUCAUCAAACAGAAGAAAUAGCUCAAAGGUUAAGUUAAGCACGGGGUACACCUGCAUGGAAUUUGAUGUGCAAUUGACUGCACUCACAAACAGCCUCUCCUCAAUGCUGGCGCGGGGCGUGUGAAAGUGUGUGAAAUAAAGUCAUUUGGAUCAUUUCA
Messenger RNA from Ixodes scapularis (black-legged tick), 994 nucleotides. RefSeq lists its product as uncharacterized. The transcript is spliced from 7 exons. Bases 45 to 857 code for a protein of 270 amino acids. NCBI's taxonomy places the organism in Eukaryota, Metazoa, Arthropoda, Arachnida, Ixodida, Ixodidae. The record is from RefSeq and is a predicted model, not a curated record. Gene Ontology annotation, molecular function: DNA binding.